AUGGAAUUUGAGCAAAAGAUGCAUCUGAUUAGCAGGAGGUGUGUGGAACAUUGGACAGAAACCUGCCCUGGGCACUUGUGUCUCGUAUCUGUAGGACACGCCCUGAUUCUGAGUGCGGUGUUUCUAGGAGUUUUCCUAGCCCCAGUUUUGACCAACAUCAUUGAAAACAACCAGGGAAAUGUCGGAGGGACUUCACAUCAAUCUGUCAACAUUGAUCACCAAAGGAAGGUGGUGAAUGUAGACCACAACAACGGUUGGGAUUCUUGGAGCUCCGUCUUGGAUUAUGGCACUGGUUUCAUGGCAACCCGGAUAUUGUCCAAGAAAACCUGCUUCAUCGUCAGAAUGAAUAAACAGAUCAUGCCAGACAUAACUACUCUUCCCAAAACCAUCCGGGAAAAACAGAAGAAUCCUCGAAGUGGACCUGCCCCAAAGGAGAUCUCCUUCACCGUUUCCCAUAAGAAAAUUUCAGACCUGUCCGUCUAUGGGAAACAGGUGGAAACAUUUUGCCAAGGGAUCCCCAGCUAUCUUGCUUUUGAAAUUAAAAAGCCAAGCUUUUUCUUCUCGGAAGGAUCAUCCUGUUUCCGGAUGAACAUCCUCUUCAUUCUCCACAUCUCUUACUGCCACGAAGCCAUGUACGACUAACUCUCUCCUGGGAUACGUUGCAGGGGUUAUUACCUGCAUUGUUUCCUUCUCCCCUCAGAGGGCAGAAAAGUGAGAACGUGGCCAAUUAAACACAUGCAUUGAAC
This is a messenger RNA of Pantherophis guttatus, 746 nucleotides long. The record is from RefSeq and is a predicted model, not a curated record. NCBI's taxonomy places the organism in Eukaryota, Metazoa, Chordata, Lepidosauria, Squamata, Colubridae.